Molecule: messenger RNA, 1236 nt
Organism: Chaetomium globosum CBS 148.51
Lineage: Eukaryota; Fungi; Ascomycota; Sordariomycetes; Sordariales; Chaetomiaceae
Exons: 2
Coding region: 1-1236 (411 amino acids)
Molecular function (GO): S-adenosylmethionine-dependent methyltransferase activity
Source: RefSeq, a predicted model, not a curated record
AUGGAGGAGGACACCCCGUGGGACGGCAUCGAAAAUGGAAUCGAUGAUCCGGAAGAGUUGCAGGUCAUCUACCGCACGCUUGACUCUUAUCAGCAAUAUGCUAAGACAUCCCAUUUCCAAUGUACGCAUCUGCGUAGGCAGGCGUUCUACGCUUUGCCACAAGCCCACUGGCAGAGGCUUGCGGCCCCUCCAUUCAACUAUCUAGACACUCUGAACAAGAUAGACGACGCCAUCGAAUCCAACGCCGAGCUCGCCCGCACCAUCUUCAAGAGGGGUCUGGAGAUGUUCCAUGUUGGUGUUCCCUCCGAGACGGGUGAACUGAAGUUGCCUCCACAAUGGAAUGGCUCAGCCAAGCCCGGCGACAUCGACAAAGCCCGCAGCACAAUCCGCCAGUUCUACCGUGACUGGUCGGCCGAAGGUGCCGGGGAACGAGAGGCUAGCUUUGGGCCCGUCUUGCGCGCCAUCGCUGCAGAGCAGAGCGCGAGGGGGCCGAACCACCCCUCGCUCAAGAUCCUCGUUCCUGGUGCAGGUCUCGGCCGGUUCGUUUUUGAGUUGUGCAGGAGCGGAUACGAAGCCGAGGGCAACGAGAUCUCGUAUCACCAGCUGCUGGCAUCCUCGUACAUCCUUAACUGCUGCCAGAGUGCCGGCCAGCAUACGAUCUUCCCCUGGAUUCACUCCUUUUCAAAUCAUAGAUCCAGGGCCAACCACCUGCGGAGUUACUCCGUCCCGGAUUUGCACUGCGCCACGGAGCUCACAGAGGCGGAGAAGACGGAACGCGUUGGUUCUAUGAGCAUGAGCGCCGCCGACUUCUUGUGUCUUUACGCCGAAGAAGACAGGGCGGCAGCCUACGAUGUGGUUGCCACCGUCUUCUUUUUGGACACGGCGCCUAACCUCAUACGGUACCUGGAGACCAUAUUUCACUGCCUCAAGCCGGGCGGCAUCCUCGUCAACAUCGGCCCUCUGUUAUGGCAUUUUGAGGGCCGCGUGUGGGACCGGGACGAACACGAGGACGGCGACCCCGACUCCGGCCACGACACAUCUGGGAUAGCAGAUCCGGGUAACUUUGAACUCACGGACGAGGAGGUGAUGGCAUUGGUGACCGACGUCGGGUUCGAGGUCGUGUCAAGGGAAACGGGCAUCGAGGCACCGUACAUCGUCGACAAGGAGUCGAUGUUGCAAACAACGUAUAAGGCAAGCGCAUGGGUUGCUCGCAAGCCGACGGCAUCUGCAGUUUAA